AUGGCUGUCGCAUCCAUCCAAGAUCGGACCUCCGAGUUCAAAUCGGUGCUCGUACAGGCGCAGCGCCGCCAGGCCUCGUCCAAAGUUGGCUCGCAGCGAAGGUCCCUCCUGUCCGAUGCCCAGAAGUCAGCCGCCAACGGCGAUGGCCGACCCAGGAGAUCCGACUUUGCCAGGCAGGCAGCCGAGAUUGGACGAGGCAUCUCGGCAACAAUGGGAAAGCUGGAGAAGUUAGCACAACUGGCAAAGCGACGCACCCUCUUCGAUGAUCGACCGGUCGAAAUCAACGAGCUCACCUUUGUCAUCAAGCAAGAUCUAUCGUCUAUCAACCAUCAGAUUGGUGCCCUUCAGGCGCUAUCCAGGCAACAGCACCCCAAGGCUGACCAGGAGGGCGAACACAACAAGAACGUCGUCUAUCUGCUGCAAGGCAAGUUGACAGAUGUAUCAGUCAACUUCAAGGAUGUUUUGGAGGCGAGGACGAAGAACAUUCAAGCAUCGAGGUCGAGGACAGAGAACUUCAUCUCGAGCGUAUCCCAGCACACGCAACCAUCCCUCCAACAGUCCGCAUCACCACUCUACGGAACCCCCGCUCGUAACUCUCCAGCCCCGGGGGCCGACACUCUGUCGCUCAACCCAGUGGGCGACCAGCAGUUGAUGAUGAUGGAGGAGGCGCAGCCGAACAACACCUACAUCCAGCAACGAGGUGAGGCCAUCGAGGCGAUUGAGAAGACGAUCGGCGAGCUAGGCAGUAUCUUUGGCCAGCUGGCAACGAUGGUUUCGGAACAGAGCGAGAUGAUCCAGCGAAUCGAUGCCAACACGGAAGACGUGGUGGACAACGUUGAGGGCGCGCAACGAGAACUACUCAAAUACUGGUCUCGGGUUUCAAGCAACCGGUGGUUGAUAGCCAAGAUGUUUGGUGUCCUGAUGAUUUUCUUCCUGUGA
Molecule: messenger RNA, 939 nt
Organism: Ilyonectria robusta
Lineage: Eukaryota; Fungi; Ascomycota; Sordariomycetes; Hypocreales; Nectriaceae
Product: t-SNARE
Exons: 2
Coding region: 1-939 (312 amino acids)
Biological process (GO): endoplasmic reticulum to Golgi vesicle-mediated transport; intracellular protein transport; vesicle fusion
Cellular component (GO): endomembrane system; Golgi membrane; SNARE complex
Molecular function (GO): SNARE binding; SNAP receptor activity
Source: RefSeq, a predicted model, not a curated record